GAUAGACGGAACUGAAAAGGGAUAAAGGUAUUGGUCUCUUCCAUGGCGGAUACAGCAAAGUACACUCCCAUCAAUGGAGGAACAACAACAACGACAGUCCCUUCUGAGUUUAAGAAUCUCUCUUCAUUCAUCAAAACUAGAAGAAUACUUGCUUUCUUCAUGUUUGCCUUUGUCGGUUUCACUGUUUUCUUAGCUUUCACCCCUUCUUCUUCUCCUUGGGUCACCAACAUCUUCUCUUCAAGCUCCUCAUCUACUUCAUCACCUGCUUCUUAUAGAUCUCAAUCAUCCUCUCUCUUCAAUUAUUUCUUUCGCAACUCUUCUUCAUCUCAUGCUCUUAACUCCACCGAUUCUGAUAGCAAUACCAGAUCUAAUUCAGCUCAGUUAGCCAAGCCACUUUCUGGCAAAAACACCAACAAAACUCAAUCUUUCGACACAAAUAAGCCACUCCCCAGCUCCAAAAACACAACUUUUGGGCCUCCCAACAGUCGUUUAAACAACACCCAGAGUUCAGUUUUGCAUACAAAUCAAGCCACCAUUUCUCCUUCCCCCAAUGUGAAUAAAAAUUCUGAUAAAGCUCAUGUUUUGAAGUCUAAUCAGAAUGCAACUCUCACUGGAAAAUCCCUGGUGGCAGCUAAUCAGAGCACAAAUUCUUCAACCAAGUCUGAAUCUUCCUUCAAGCCAAGUUCUGGGGGUGUGGGGUCGAACAACUCAGCUUCCUUAACGCAGAAACAGAGCAAUGGGAGUGAUUCAGGGCUGUCAGCUAAACAAGGGAUUGGAAAUUUAAUCGAUUCUUUGAUGAAUUGCGAUUUGUUUGAUGGGAAAUGGGUGAAGGAUGAUUCGUAUCCACUUUAUAAACCUGGUUCUUGUUCGUUCAUCGAUGAACAAUUUAGCUGUAUCGCCAAUGGAAGGCCUGAUAAAGAUUAUCAGAAACUGAAAUGGAAGCCUAAAGGCUGCACUUUACCAAGAUUGAAUGGUGGUCAUAUGUUGGAGAUAUUGAGAGGGAAGAGGGUUGUUUUUGUUGGGGACUCUUUAAAUAGGAAUAUGUGGGAAUCUCUAGUUUGCAUCCUUAAAAAUGCUGCAAAAACACCAGAAAAUGUUUAUGAAGCCCAUGGAAGACAUUAUUUUCGAGGCGAAGCAUCGUAUUCUUUCAUAUUCAACGAUCAUAACUUCACUAUAGAGUUCUACGUAUCUCCCUUCUUGGUCCGGGAAUGGGAAAUACCAGAUAAAAUCGGAGCAAAAAAGGAGACGUUGCGGCUUGAUCUUGUUGGAAAAUCGUCUGAUCAAUACAAAUCGGCAGAUAUCCUCAUUUUCAAUACGGGUCAUUGGUGGACUCAUGAGAAAACUUCCAAAGGGAAAGAUUAUUACCAAGAAGGUAGUCAUGUUUACAAUGAACUGAAUGUUCUCGAGGCCUUUCGGAAAGCUUUGACAACAUGGGCUAGAUGGGUUGAUGCAAGUGUAAAUCCUAUGAAGACUAUGGUGUUCUUCAGGGGUUAUUCCGCGUCGCAUUUCAGGGGCGGACAGUGGAAUUCCGGAGGGGCAUGCGAUAGUGAAACUGAGCCGAUCAAGAAUGGGACAUAUCUAAUACCAUAUCCACCAAAGAUGGUGGUGUUAGAAAGGGUGCUGAAGGGGAUGAAAACUCAUGUCACCUUCCUAAACAUCACCCGGCUGACAGAUAUCCGUAAGGAUGGCCACCCGUCAAUCUACCGGAAACACCCGAAGCAAAAGGUGUCGGAGGAUGAACGAGUAGCACCCCUAAAAUACCAGGACUGCAGCCAUUGGUGCCUUCCCGGUGUGCCGGAUUCAUGGAAUGAGCUUCUAUACGCAGAGAUUCUUGUAAAAGAAAACAAGAUGAGACAACAUCAAAGAAGAGCUAGGUAAUCAUACAAAGCUUAAAUUCUUUCAUUUUGGAAUUGUGGACAAAGAAAAGAAAAUAGUUUUUAUUUUAUUUCAAUACGAAAUUGUGGAAGUGAGAUAAUAGAAUCAAGGGAGAGGUGAAUCUUGUGCUGAAUUGGAAUAGUUACUAUGUAUGUAUUGUCAAUAAUUAAGAAAAA
Hibiscus syriacus is the source of this 2051-nucleotide messenger RNA. RefSeq names its product protein trichome birefringence-like. The transcript is spliced from 5 exons. Lineage: Eukaryota; Viridiplantae; Streptophyta; Magnoliopsida; Malvales; Malvaceae. Bases 43 to 1878 code for a protein of 611 amino acids. Gene Ontology annotation, molecular function: O-acetyltransferase activity. The record is from RefSeq and is a predicted model, not a curated record. Gene Ontology annotation, cellular component: Golgi apparatus.